AUGGCGGUCCUUUUGGCGGGUGUUGGCAACCUUAGAAAUGUCAUGGCCACGGUAGCUGGACUGAAGAAGUCUUUCAACGGAAGUAUUCGCUUUGCCCAGAACGACUCGGACCCACAGAUAAUGGCCAGGAAUGUGUUCUUCCUAUCCUUCCUGUGGAAGUACAGACAAGAUGGGGAGGUCGCCCGGAAGCUGACACAGAUUUGGUACUCGGUGAAGAUCGCGGAGGAAGAGGCCGUAAUGGCACAGGAGUGUCUGCGGGAACUGUUGUUACUCACUGAAGAUUCCGGCACCCUGUGUGGCGGAAGACUAACCAUGGCAGCAGACCAAGUGCCUCAGAUUCGGACAGUGUUUGAACUGUGGCUGUCUCUUCUUUCAGGAGAACGGAGGCUACAGACAACCCCACAAGAACAGCUCCGUCGAAUCUAUCAGAGGAAUGCAGAUGCGACAGCAGUAUUCGGUACAUGCAACCCGUUCUCGGUGCUUCCUUUGUACGAAAAUGCCACAAAGGACCUGCAAAAUGAGCCAGACUGGACAAAUCACCGAAAUCGCGAAGAAAUAGUAUUCAAAUCAGGAGCCACAGCUAUAAUAGAAUAUUUCGACAACUGGGAUGCGUUUACUCAGUACCUGCGUGCUGCGCUUCUAGCACACAGGUGUCCUGAGUCCUCCCACCCCGUUCUCACACGGAAGGACGUACCCAAGAUGUCCGAGGUCAGCAACAACAGUGGGAUGAAGAUGCGGAACUUCCUGAGGGAGCUAAACACAGUCUUGCCCUUCCGGUAUCGCAUCAAUGUACGUAGGGUCAAUCUACGUAGCGGACAUAAGCGUGCGUUGGAGUGGACAUUGGCAGACAGUUCAGGUCAGGGCACUACUGAUGUCUAA
Molecule: messenger RNA, 879 nt
Organism: Branchiostoma belcheri (Belcher's lancelet)
Lineage: Eukaryota; Metazoa; Chordata; Leptocardii; Amphioxiformes; Branchiostomatidae
Exons: 2
Coding region: 1-879 (292 amino acids)
Source: RefSeq, a predicted model, not a curated record